CUUCUUCUUCUUUAUUCUCAAAAAUAUAUCUAUAUAAAUAUGUCAAAAAUGAUACCCUCUACAAAAAAUUCAAGCGAAUCUAUAUCAAAUGAACGGCGAUUUCUUGAAACAGAUGAUGAUGAUGUAGCUAGGAUUGGAGAUUCAUUGGGAUAUGCAGCACAAAUACUUUACAGAUUCGGUAUACCUUUGGGCUCUGACAAGAAUAUUGCUGGCGAUCGAAAGAAAAAGAAUCCCAAGUCGGGUAAUGGUACGUCUAAAAUGAAAACCACAGGAAGAAUCGAUAUUCCUAUUGAGAACAAGUAUGAAGACGCACCAGAAAUACAACAAACACCGCAAGCUGAAUCGGAUGCAACCAAACUUACUUCAAAAGAGACGGAAAAUAAAAGACCAAAAAGGGGUAUAACCUUUCGAAGAGGACGUGGGCGACCCUUGAAGUUUAGCCUUGGACGUGGGCGACCUCGAAAGCUGUAUUCAGGAACAACUGAGAAAAACGAAGCAAAGGCCCAAUCAUUACAAGCAAACUAUCUUAUUCUUUACUCAUAAACAUUUUUGCUCGACUGUACUGUGUGUAAAGCUAAUAUAAAGUCUAGCAAAGCAUACAAAAAGGCUAUUGACGCCUUUCUUUUUAGAUGUUUUGAUUUAUCUAUUUUUUUUGUAAAAGAAAAAAAAGAGAAUAAUUAACCUUUUGUACUUCGUAUAUCUAUUUAUUUUUCUUUGCACACAAAUAAAUAUUUUGACCAAUC
Phycomyces blakesleeanus NRRL 1555(-) is the source of this 743-nucleotide messenger RNA. RefSeq lists its product as hypothetical. NCBI's taxonomy places the organism in Eukaryota, Fungi, Mucoromycota, Mucoromycetes, Mucorales, Phycomycetaceae. The transcript is spliced from 2 exons. Bases 40 to 543 code for a protein of 167 amino acids. The record is from RefSeq and is a predicted model, not a curated record.